AAGAAAACAAAAUGCUAAAUUGGGUCAACUGCCACAGCCGGUAACAGCAGUUGCAUAACCGGCUGUCCCGGUUUUCAUCUCCCCCAAAUUUAUCUCUUAUCCUCUUUCAUCUUCUUCACUUUUUUCUCUGCUGCAAUUUUUCCGAGCUAUGGAAAUGUCAGAUAGUAAUGAAGGAGAGGAGAUUGUUCGAAAAGGAAACGAAUGGGAAGUUGUAGUACUCACAGAAUCUACUUAUGCUGCUGCUCCUAAUCCGAAACAGGACGUUCGAGAUACGAUUCAAAGCAAUUUAAUCGGGGAAGAUAAUGCCGACUCUGCUCCCCCUGCAAUGUUCAUGUCUGGUCACUUUAAACUUUCACCAAGUACAGAUAAGAACUUGCAAGUGGAACCCGUCUACGAGGAGAAUAUGGGGCAGCAAAGUGGUAAUCCCGAUUUAAAGCACGAAGAAGAUUUGCAUAUCAAAGGACUGAUUUCCGAUGAAUUUACUGGAGUUCCUCAAUUUGAUGAAAAGGGCAACACCAUGUCAUUCUUUAGUUCCGACUUUGGGGAUAUUGCAUCGUCAAAUUUGAUAGAGAAAGAGCAGAGCAUGUACAGUACUCGGACGGUUGUUUCUUGUGACGAUGAAGCUAAUGAGGGCACUGAGAUUGAUGACCCGUUUGAAUCUCCGGACCAGUCUGUGAAUCCAGGCAUAUCGAAUGUGCAGAAACGUAUUGAAGAAGAUAAGUCGAACGAAUCGCCUAAUCUACCUUGGUGGAGAAAGCAUGGUGCUUCGUUAUACGGCCAUGUGAAAAAUGUGAAUCCGUUUUGGCCUUACUUUGUUGCCGCCACAGUUGUUGUGGGGUUUGUGAUUAUCGGUCGUAGAUGGCAGAGGGAUAAGCCGCCGGUUUUUCGGAUCAAGCCUUUGUUGGUUAUUGCCGAUGAGGGGUCUGGUUGGGUUAUCGGUCCUUUGUCAAGACUUAAGUAUGUCUCUUCGGGUGGUCAUCGACACAGUUCGUACAGCAGAAUGAGCUCCUCGACAGAACUUUGAACGAUGAAGGGAAGAAAUACGACAUUCAAAGUUAGCUCGUGUAAGAAAAAAACCGCGUUUGUCUUGUAGAUUUGUUGUCUUGUGGGAUUUUACAAAUCGAUGUGUAAUGCUACAUAUUUAUAUGGUUGUUUUUGUGUAAAUAAGUACAUGAUUUAUUGUAAUGUAAGAUAUGCUAUGCUUGCUAUAUGUUGGUUUGUAUAUAUAUAUAUGUAUAUAUGAAUGUAUAUUUUGUUUUAUUGUAAAUUAAGAUUUGCUUGGCUUG
Messenger RNA from Erythranthe guttata (spotted monkey flower), 1286 nucleotides. RefSeq names its product ATG8-interacting protein 2. Lineage: Eukaryota; Viridiplantae; Streptophyta; Magnoliopsida; Lamiales; Phrymaceae. Gene Ontology annotation, cellular component: intracellular membrane-bounded organelle. The record is from RefSeq and is a predicted model, not a curated record.